CCCGGGGCAGUGAGUCCCUGGCUAGCUUGCUCCCGUAGCCGGCUACCCAGUGUAGUCUCGCCCUGCCCGACAGGCUUCAUGGCGGCUCAGCCAGUGUCCCGGAUGCUGCGGCGGGUCCUGAGGUCCAGCGUCCGGAGCUGCAGCUCGGGCGCUCCGGUGACGCAGCCACACCCCGGGGAGCCCUCCCAACCUGCCGUGGAGGUGCCGUCCGGACGGAGGCGGUUCCUGAUGGAGCAUGCAGCCCCCUUCUCUGCCUUCCUCACCGACAGCUUCGGCCGGCGCCACAGCUACCUGCGGAUCUCCCUCACCGAGAAGUGCAACCUCAGAUGUCAAUACUGCAUGCCCGAGGAGGGUGUCCCUCUGACCCCCAAGGCAGACCUGCUGACCACAGAGGAGAUCCUAACCCUGGCCCGCCUCUUUGUGAAAGAAGGCGUAGACAAGAUCCGACUCACGGGCGGGGAGCCGCUCAUUCGGCCGGACGUGGUGGACAUCGUGGCACAGCUCCACCAGCUGGAAGGGCUGAGGACCCUUGGCAUCACCACCAACGGCAUCAACCUAGCUCGGCUGCUGCCUCAGCUUCAGAAAGCUGGUCUCAGUACCAUCAACAUCAGCCUGGACACGCUGGUACCAGCCAAGUUUGAGUUCAUCGUCCGCAGGAAAGGCUUCCGCAAGGUCAUGGAGGGCAUCCACAAGGCCAUUGAGCUGGGCUACAGUCCUGUGAAGGUGAACUGUGUGGUGAUGCGAGGCCUGAAUGAGGACGAACUCCUGGACUUCGUGGCCUUGACCGAGGGCCUUCCCCUGGACGUGCGCUUCAUAGAGUACAUGCCCUUUGACGGCAACAAGUGGAACUUCAAGAAGAUGGUCAGCUACAAGGAGAUGCUGGACACCCUCAGGCAGCAGUGGCCGGAGCUGGAGAAGCUGACGGAGGAGGAAUCCAGCACAGCCAAGGCCUUUAAAAUCCCUGGCUUCCGAGGCCGAGUCAGCUUCAUCACGUCCAUGUCUGAGCAUUUCUGUGGGACCUGCAACCGCUUGCGAAUCACAGCUGACGGGAACCUCAAGGUCUGCCUCUUUGGGAGCUCAGAGGUAUCUCUACGGGAUCACCUGCGGGCGGGGGCCUCUGAGGAGGAGCUGCUGAGCAUCGUUGGGGCUGCCGUGGGCAGGAAGAAGCGGCAGCAUGCAGGGAGGGCAGGGUCCUGGCAUCCACAAACUGUUACGGGCUCCAUCAUGGGCGACCUUGCAGCGUACGGCGGGGGUUUUUUGUCGGGGUGCGGUAGGCAUGUUCAGUAUUUCCCAGAUGAAGAACCGGCCCAUGAUCCUCAUCGGUGGGUGACCCAUCAAGUUAUUUUUGAUGUGCCAAGAUUCCCCACCAGCCAUUCCAAGCAUCUCCUUCAGGGACUCCCUCCAUGUUCCGGGUCUGAGACACAGACAGGGACAUCGUGUUGGCGGAGAUCAAGCUCGUCAGCAAGACCGGGGGUCAGCGGGGGGACUUCCAUCGGACGUAGAGGUCCCGCCCCCUCUCACCCCUGGCCCAGCGAGGUCAAGAGAUGGGAUGCGAUUUCAGCCGAGGGAAAGACGUCAAGUUCCUUUCACCCCGUCACCAGUUACCUUCAACCGUUAAACCGAACUGUGCUUUUCUGUGGAUCCAACGUGUCUCGAACGUCUUCCGUAUUCCUUCUUCCCUGCUACUAUGGUCCCACCCCCAGAAAAGAUAGGCAGCUGAAGAGUGGGCCCAGCCCACCAGUCUGUCCGCUGGCAAUAACCCUGAGCUGGAGGAGGAGGUCAGAAGAAAAUUUGUGUAGAUACCAGCCAUCAUCCUGCCCCACAAGGACAGCUCCUGGUAGACAGAAUGAAGAGGUGGCAUGUAACUGCAGAGGGCAACUCUUGCCCUUGGAGCCCUCGGAACCGAUGCCCCAGGGCCAACCUCAGCCGGACGAACGCAGUUGGAAGUGUCCCCUGCAGGCUGGACAGAGCAGGCGGUCACUGUGCAGAUGUCAGAGGAGUACGGGGUCCGAGUAAUGUUCAGUGGUAACCUAGGCGCUCUGGGUGGAGCUGGCCAUUCAGGUGCUGCCCUCUGGAAGCCCUAGCCAACGUGUGAGGUCACUGUCUCGGUCAGGUUGUACAGGGUGGGGGUGGGGAAGGAGCGUUUCAUUCCAGGGUCCCUGUGCCCAGCGUACGAGGUGUGGUGAUGAAUGGGGUCUUCUUUCUUGAACCCCUUCCCUUACCAGAUCCAUCAAGUACCUAAUAGUGAGCCCUAGUCGUAGGAUCCCAAAGGUGAGUUUUCCGGGAUUCUGGAUUAGUAUAGGAUGGAGAUGGCACGAGGGAAGGGAGAGAGACUUCAGACAUGCAAGAGAGGGGCCAGAGGGCUCAUGAUGUAGGCACUGUCACCCUGUCCUCAUGACUUGGUCCCUGCAUCAUAUCCUCCUAGCAUCUUUUUUUUUUUUUUUCCUGGAACACAUCUAGCUAGCAUAUGUCAUGCCUCUUCCUUUCAAUAGGAAACUUCGCCCCAGAUCAACGUUCCAUUAAGCCUACUCUUGAGAGAGGGGAGCCUGGAUGCUCCCGCCCGUUACUCCCACGGCACGUGAA
Messenger RNA from Physeter macrocephalus (sperm whale), 2583 nucleotides. It is a transcript of the gene MOCS1, whose product is annotated as molybdenum cofactor synthesis 1. Lineage: Eukaryota; Metazoa; Chordata; Mammalia; Artiodactyla; Physeteridae. The transcript has 17 exons. Bases 79 to 2016 code for a protein of 645 amino acids. Gene Ontology annotation, molecular function: metal ion binding; 4 iron, 4 sulfur cluster binding; cyclic pyranopterin monophosphate synthase activity. The record is from RefSeq and is a predicted model, not a curated record. Gene Ontology annotation, biological process: Mo-molybdopterin cofactor biosynthetic process.